This is a messenger RNA of Schizosaccharomyces cryophilus OY26, 833 nucleotides long. RefSeq names its product ribosomal protein subunit L25. Gene Ontology annotation, molecular function: structural constituent of ribosome. The transcript has a single exon. The record is from RefSeq and is a predicted model, not a curated record. The coding region runs from base 121 to 558 and encodes 145 amino acids. Lineage: Eukaryota; Fungi; Ascomycota; Schizosaccharomycetes; Schizosaccharomycetales; Schizosaccharomycetaceae. Gene Ontology annotation, cellular component: mitochondrial large ribosomal subunit.
AUUUUGUUUUAUCGAUUGGAAUCCAAUCUCUUAUUUUUGCUGAAUGCUGAGACACUUUGGUUGUGAAUACGCAGCCUUUCCGACAAGUUUUCUCCAUCUCCCUUCACCCCCGAAUUGACCAUGUCGGUCAUCAGCAAAGAAGUUUGGAAUUCAUUUUCUGUUCCUUUAAAGAAAUUCUUAAAAAAGUAUCCUCCAGAAACCGCCAAUACUUGGUCGACAAAGUCUGAUAGGAUAAAUCCUUUUUUGCCUACUCGAAACCCUCUAAACGGAGUUUUAAGAGACCCUGUAUACUCCAAUAGGCGCCAAGCUGAUAUCUAUAAGGAAGCAAAGUAUCACAGGCUGGAACAUUUAAUUCCCCAAGAGAUGACUUGGAAUAAAGACUCCAGCAGGCACAUUUUGAAGGGCGUUUUGUUUCCUAAAGGAAGAAUUGCUGAACGUAAGCGAGAAGAGACUUUACAGAAUAGGCAAAAGAAGCUCUCCGAGUCUAUGCAGAAGACUGAAAAAUUCAAAAAAGAUCGACAAAAACGAAAUGCCCAAUCUGAAGCUCCUCCAUUGUAAAUUGAAAAGAUCAAUUUACCAAUGUAUUGUCUCUCCUGUUAAGCAUCUGUGUUCUCAGUUUAUGCUGGUAGUUUCAAUGCCUUGAGUAUAUUGGUUCUAGUACCGAACCUGCUAUAAUGUCUAUGGUAUCAUAAUUCUUACUUUCUACUAUUUUCUAUAUUCCUUCAUAAUAAGCUUUUUAUGUGUAUAUUAAUUCAAUGGAGCAAAACUAUGUUUUCAUUCAAAUUAUGGGCCUUUACACUCCUUUUAUUAAAUAGGUUACGUAUAAAAUUUUA